AUGGCGAUGAAUAAUUAUCAAUGGCUAACUGAAAGGGGAAAACCAAAGAAGGUGGUUGGAAUGAUGGAAUUGGAUGCUAUAUCAAUGCUUACAGCUCAAGUAGCAGCCUUGACAAAGCAACUACAAAAGACUACACUCCCAUCUCAAGCUAUACAAGUUCAAAACCUGUGUGAAUUGUGUGGGCUAAAGAAGAAUCAGUCAGAAGAAGAAGGUCAGAAGGGAAAUACACAAGGCAUAGAAGAAGAGAAGUCUAAUGAAGAAAAGGUUACUGAAGACCUUAGCAAGGAAGAAGAGGAACCACCUGUGAGUAUUGACCAUCAUGUUAGAAUUCCAUAUCCACAAAGGCUUCGCAAACAUAAUCUGGAUAAGCAGUUUGCAAAGUUUUUAGAGGUGUUCAAGAAGCUACAUAUUAAUAUAUCGUUCACAGAAGCAUUAGAACAGAUGCCCAACUAUGUGAAGUUCAUGAAGGAGAUUAUGUCUAACAAGAGAAAAAUGGGUGAUUAUGAAUCAGUAGCGUUAACAGAAGAGUGUAAUGCAAUUUCGCAAAGGAAACUUCCUCAAAAGUUACGAGAUCUUGGUAGUUUUACUAUUCCAUGCACGAUUGGGGAGUUUGAAUUUCUUGAUAUGGAGGAGGAUGAGAAUGUUCAUAUUAUCUUGGGGAGGCCAUUUUUAGCAAUUGGGCAAGCAUUGAUAGAUGUGCAAAAGGGAGAGAUAAGGCUAAGAGUGCAAGGGGAAGAAGUAGUAUUUAAUGUGUUUAUGGCUAUGACUUAUCCUAAAGCAAUUGAUAAUUGUUUUUCAGUGGAUGUGGUAGAAGAGGUAGUAGGGAGAAGAAAGUUAAUUGAAGAUCCUCUUGAAAUUAGCCUUACAGUUGAUGAUGUAGAUGGUGAGGAUAGUGAAGAGGUGUUGAGUUAUUUGAAGUGGAUACCAUCAUAUGAGUCGUGGAAGCAUAAAAAGUUUGAAGAAUUAGGCGAGGGACCGAAAAGACCAUUACCAUUGAUUUUGAAGCCACCUGUGUUAGAACUAAAGGUUUUACCGGAACAUCUACGCUAUGCUUAUCUUGGAGAGAAAGAGACUCUUCCGGUUAUAGUUUCAUCAUUUCUUUCGAAAGUAGAGUAG
Molecule: messenger RNA, 1116 nt
Organism: Humulus lupulus (European hop)
Lineage: Eukaryota; Viridiplantae; Streptophyta; Magnoliopsida; Rosales; Cannabaceae
Exons: 3
Coding region: 1-1116 (371 amino acids)
Source: RefSeq, a predicted model, not a curated record